CACACACACACACACACACACACACACACACACACACACACACACACACACACGUAUAUGUACAUAUACACAUAUACCUGGCUGUUUGCCUGUCUUCUUGCCAGUCAGCCUUGCCUAUCUACCUCCCUACCUACCUGUCCAUCCAUGAAAUUUACUCACUUACCCUACCAACCAGUAUACGAACAAAAAGUACAGUAAUACCCACACAUGAAAAUAAUAGAAACAGUAUAGGAGUAAUGGGACUCCGGCAGUGCAUUGUAGGUCUUUCACCAUCGAAGUGGAGUAGUGUGUAGCAGGAGUGUUUUCGAUCGUUUGCCACUAUGGGAAGCACUUUCUGGAAUGAGCUGAAGGCUGCAAAGAUGAGUGGACGGGAUGGAAGCCCCAAGAUAUCUCUGGCUCUGCUGAAGGGCCGUUCGGCAGCUAAGAGUGUUCCAAGCAUCACUUUCAGGUUUAACCCCUCAGGGGAUAACAUCACUCAAGUCUCAGAUGCAGAGGAAGAGGAAGAUGAAGUGUCAAGUGAGGUAUCAUCAGCACCUUCUUUGGAUACCAGCUCAGUCGGUAGUGUGGCGCGAGCAGAAUCCCUACGUGAUGCCUCCCCGGUGAAGGAGUCAUUGGGAAGUUCCCUAGGGAAGCGUUCCUCCAGUUUGGACAGUAACAGUGGACCAUUAAUAGAACCAUCACCUUCAACUGCGAAACCUGCAGAGUCUGGUGGGCUUCUCUCAAGGCUAACCAAGACUUUUGAGGAUAAGAUCAAUGAGAUCCGUAGUGAGAAGAAAGAAAAAGAGAGCAAGGCGGAAAGAGACAAGGAUAAAGAAAAAUUAUCCAUAGGAGGAGAUGGUUCCACGGAGAGUGAAGGGGGCUCUGUCUCAGGUGACAGAUCCCCUACAUCCAAGGAAAGAAAACCCAUUGAUAUAGUGCAGAAAACAGUUGAAGAAGAUAAAGCAUCUAAAACAGACUUCUCAGGAUCUCCUCCAAAGACUAAAACAAGUAUAGUGCAAGAUAUAACCGAGCAUACUAGUAAAAUUAAGUCAGAGCUAGGUAAUAUACGACCAAAGUUGUCAGAGUUACGACAGAGAAGGAGUUCCAAAGAAAGUGGUAAGAACAACAAAGAGAACAGUAAAGGGAGACCUUUCGUAUUUACCUCACUUCUAGGGAGAGAUGAGGGUCUGGGUGAGGAGAUGCUGCUGGAGUGCGAUGAGGCAGAGGUCGACAGAGCUGUGGAAGCUCAUGAAGACCCCUGUGUCUUUGAUGAAGAUCUGGCUGGAAUGGAUGGUGAGGAUGUAUCUACAGAAAAAGAUACUGUAGAUUCCAGUAAAAGCAAGACCACCACACCACAAUCAUCCCCCAAAAAGAGAAAAAGUCCCCCUUCGCCAAAGAAAGCGACAGAGCUACCACUGAAGGAGCAGUGCCUCCAAAUUGUGAAUUCUUUCCCCCUAUCAGUAUCUGUGUUAUCAAAAAUAGCUCUUGGACUCUUUAUAGUGUGCUUUGUGCUACCUCUACCGAGAUUCUUGGCAGGCUUGUUGUUGGGGGUUGUAUUGGCAGGAGUAGCUUUUUACUGCCUCCUGCGCCUGGUGUUACCUGUCACUCCUGAGCCGCCUCUUAUUGAUGAUGGACCAGUGUUACUGACACUUCCAACCUAUGAAGACAAGCAACUGUACAAGGGUUGGAUGAAUGAAUUGGAAGGGGAAUACAGCCCGGAUGGCUACCAUGUGUCCCACACCCACUCUGUGUUUGUGCGUCUACAGGGAUCCAAGCUCCAGAUAGAUCAUCCUAGAGGUAAGGUGCCCAAGCAUGCUCGGCAGAAGGAGGAGAUUCGUAACACAGUAUUUACACACCACAGAGAGUAUGACAUUGCUGGGUGUGAAGUUUUUCUUGCACCAAGGAACUUACCUCGAAGAUGGUUGUGGAGUCGAAAAUACCCCAUAUGCAUUCGCCUUCAUGGGGGAUCAAAAGGCAGCACACCUUCCCCAGUUUCCAUUACCUCAACACCGACAGGGUCAGCCCAUGGAAGCCCAAUACGCUUCUCCAGUGCCAUUUUAGGACGUCAAGGCAGUUCUGAAAGUGGUGAAGGCAACUGGAGUCUUGAUAAUAACAAAUCGUCUGGGGAAGAUGACCUGAUGACCUCCUCACUGGACAUGGCAUCAUUUGAGGAAGUGACCCAGGACAUGUGUCAGGAAAAGUCACUCUACCUCUUUGCCCGAUGUGAUCGGGAAAAGGAUGACUGGUUCCGCCGCCUUGUAGCUGGCUCCGAACUGUAUGUGAAGGCCCAGUCAUCUCCAAGUCAUAAACCUCCUCCUCAGGAUAUUGGGGAUACUAUUUCACUUGAAGGAAUUCCAGAAUCUCCUUUUGAGCCAGCCAGAGAUCAGUUGCAGAUGGAUUCUGGUGCCUCAACCCCGCCUGACCUGAGCUUUGAACGUUACAUGGCGCGCCUUUUGUACCAGCCUGGGGGUAUGACAUCUGAUGGGACUCCAGGCCCUGCAAAUGUGGCAUGGAUUAAUGCUUUGGUCGGGCGACUGCUCUAUGACUUUUUACGAAAUCCAUACUGGGCCAAUAAGGUACAAGAACGUGUGCAGCGUAAACUGAGCAAGCUCCACAUUCCAUAUUUUGUGGGGGAGAUUGUAGUGUGUGGAGUAAACAUGGGAUCAGCCACGCCUCAACUGAAUGCUGUUGGAAGUCCCCAAGUGGAUGCGAGAGGACUCUGGGUUGAUCUGAAUGUUGAAUAUUCUGGGAAUUUUACCAUGAGCUUAGAGACCAAACUGGACCUUAUGAAACUUAAACGUAGUACUGGAAUAGGAACCAACUUGCCAAACACCUCAUCUCCUCCGAGCCCAGCAGAGCCAGUGCCUCAUGCAGGCCCAAGAGUGUACACACGUUCACAGUCUUCCGAACGCCUUCUUCGCAAUGUCCACUUUGACACAGACACAGAUGAUAGUGUAGAAUCUUCUAGUGAAGAAGAGUAUGAGGAGGAAGGUUUAGCAGCUGAAGCAGGACUUCCUGUAGGGGGUAGUGGACCAACUUCUCGACGACUGUUAAAACUAGUUGAUUCUGUAGCUGGUUCGAGGUAUUUCCAGCAGGCAGCAGAGUGGCGAUUGUUGCAAAGGGCUCUGCAAGGUGUAAGCAACACAAGAAUAGAGUUGAGUGUUGAGGUUCGCCGUUUAGCUGGCACUCUGGCAUUAAAUAUACCCCCUCCCCCUGCAGACCGGCUUUGGUAUGGAUUUCGGGGAGUUCCAGAGCUCGUGAUGGUUGCUCGACCAAGACUAGGGGACAGAAUGCUCAAUCUACCAUUCCUUGUAGAAUUCAUUCAAAAACAACUGAGGAUUGUGUUUGAGAAAGUGUUUGUACUCCCAAACAUGGAUGAUUUGGUUAUUCCAAUCAUGUCACCUCUAAUACCUGGCCAACAUCAACAACCCAGACCACCUUGGGAGUCACCUCACAUACUUCUAAAUACUUCAGAUGUGUCUGCACCGUCAUUUCCCACCUCGUCAGUGUCUACUUCAGGAAUAGUCACACCCACAGUCAAAUUUACUCCGUCUCCACACUAAGAACUCAUAGUAGUUGGUCAAAUGUGAGCAAGUUUGACAGUAUGGAUUCACUUCUAGUGUUCUUAGUAGGUGUGGCAUGUAAUCACAGGUACAGUAAGCCCAUAGAGAAAUGAGUCUUUUUGUACAUGCUGUUUAUGAUCAUGCAAGACCAUUAUAGUAGAAUAGUCAUCCAGUUCCAAUAUUCUGCAUUUUUGAAGCACAAACUGGAAUAUGAACAUUUGUGAUGAUAGGAAUGUAUGUUUUAGGCCUAUUCAUCUCUGAAAAGGUUUGAUUAAUUUAGUUCUUGAACUGAUAGACAGAAUUAAUCUACCAGCAUAGACUGAUAUUAAUGUGAAUAGGGUUUUAGUAUCAGUUAUGUGUUAUAUAUAUUCUACCAAAGAACACAAUAGUCAUAUACAAGGGUUAGGAAGGUAAUGGUAAUCUGUAAAACAUGCUUUUGAGAAGAACCAUUCACUGAAAGUUACCUUUAUGAGAAUGGGAGAAUAAUUUCUUGAUGUUUUACUUACAAGAAGUUAUUUUUUCAUAGAGUGCUGUGGCUUACAGCAGGUCAUACACAUUGAAUUAGAGAAUGUUCCAUUCUGAAUCCCCCCCCCCCCCCCCUAAGUUAUGAAAGAAAAUUGCACAUUUAAAUGUGGCUUGAAAUUUUAAAAUUUGUUCUCUUUCAGCAACCAUAGACUUUCAUUCAAGUUCAGAAAGUGUAAAUCAUCUAAGCUUCCUAACUUGAAGUCUGGUGCUGCUGGAAACCAAGUUAUCACGGUGCAAAGCCCAAGGUUUUAGGGUAAACUUUCGUAGGUGGAUCACAAAGGCAGAGCAGUGUCCUUUGAUAUUUUUUAAAGAGAGGGUAAGAAAUUCCUGUCAUGUGCUCACACAGGACUCUCUUUACCCAGUAGUUGCAACUGUCUGGAAGAAUACAUACAAAAAAAAAUGCUUAUGUUAAAUAUAAUAUAUAUAUCUGUGUGCUGUAUAACCCUUCAGGUUGAGUCAUAUUGCAUUAUAAUCUGCUUUUGGUGUUGUGAAAGGAAGGGCCAUAAGGUAAAGAGAAAUAGAUCUUAUUUUUGCAGUGGACAACUAUGAAGCUUUAGUAAAAAGAAGCUACCAGAAUGUGUAUUUAAUUUUUCUCGUAAAAUUGCAAAAUAUUUUUUCAGUCAUAAGAUGUUUAUCAGUGUUAGCUAGUAUAUAUAUAUAUAUGUGUUGUGUGCACUAGAUAGAUGGUAUCAUUCUUAUGUUAAAAAAUAGAAGUACUUCUAUGAUUUUUGUGGCUUUAUUAUUAUUAUUUUUUUAUUAUUAUUAUUAUUAUUAUUAUUAUUAUUUAUCCGAUAUUCAGAAAAGAAAUAUUUAGUUUUAUACAUUUUCAAAAAUCCAUUAAGAUAUAAGCCUUCUAACCCCUAUUUUACGCCUUUAGGCCAGAAAUAGUGGAUGUAUUCCAAAGACACCAUAUAGUCAAUUGUAUUUGUGUGCUGGCAUAUUUGCAUUUUAUACAUGUGUGUUUAUGCAAAUGUGCUUCAGUGUGAAUGUAAUAGUAGGGUACAAAUUUUUGCGUUGAAUGGUUGUGGGUGUUUGGAUAAUAGUUAUAUGUCAGGCUUGCACUCUAUUGAGAUAUUUACAAAUCAGAUCUGAAACAUUGGAUUUUGUGAAUGUAAGGUAAUGUAAAAUUCAAAGCUAUAUAGUUACGAAAUAUAGGCACAGUAAUUUCAUUUGUUGAUAUAUUUCCAAAGCCUAUAUUUUCAGUAGGGUAAAAAAGAAUAUUCAGGCAUAGUUUGUAUAAUAGAUAAACUAUCCAGAAAAAUAUUGAAGGAGAAUUUGAGGGUUUGUCAUGGUAUUAUGGCAAACUCCAGAUCUGACAAGAGGUCAGAAAAAAGUGCAAUACAGAGCAUUGGUUGUCGUAACGUCAGACACAGAUUUUGUGGCUAAAUUACUGUAUUGCUAAUUGGCCCAAGUGCAAGGGGUGACAGUGGAAACUUGUAAUGCAUUUGUAUCACUUAAUUAGUCCUGUGAGUAACUCUCAGAAAGGAACUUUGCUGUGAUUUAAAAUUCACUGAUACAGGUGGUUGCUGGGUUUGCCUCUCCCCUCUACCAUAAGCCCCCUUUCCCUCUUCCUUUCCUCUAUCUUACUCCUCUACCUUACUCCUCAUCUUCACCUUCUAUAACUGACACUUGGAGAAUUCUUUACAAUUUUUUUUUAUUAUCAAUUUUUAGAUUCCAGUAUGAUAAAAGGUAUAUUUCUAAUAUUCAGUGAUGAUAUCUAUUGUUAUCAGAAAGCUGGAAUGUAAAGGGAUGAAACAGAAUUUAUUUUUUAAUGUUCAUUUCAAUAUACCUUUGUUUUUUUGGCCUGUGAUAAUUGUCAAUCUCAAAUUUUGCAUAGUAAUUGCAAUAGGUUGAAUUGUUCUCAUCAGAAUGAUGGUGAGGCAUCUCCAAGUGGAACCAUCUAGUUAUUAUUCAUUCUGUAGAUUAAUAGAUAUAUAUACAGAUAUUUGAAGAAAAAGAUUCUCACAUAUCUGGAUGUGAAAGAGCUUUUUUCAUGGGUGAUUCUUAGUGACAUUUUAUAAACUAUUGCUUGUUAUAUUUUGUCUAUCAAUCUUCAGUAUACAUUGUACAAUUUUAAGAAUGAUUAAGGACUUACCUCAUGAGGCAGUUGGUUUGUAGAACUUCUUUUUUAAUUUUGCAAUUUACUAGAAAUUAGUUGAGAAGUUAUUGUUUUAAAGAUUCUCUUUUGCUGUCUAAUUAUGUCGGGUAAAUGCUGUGUUAAGUCCAUUUUUCUUUUAUUUUUUUCAAAAGUCCAUAAAAUAUGACAGCAGAGUGUUACUUAUUUUAACAUUAUUUUAGUUACAGUAAUGGAUUAUUCCCUUUUUCUUUUAAACAGCAGAGUAGGUGUUUUUCAUCAAUAGAAUAGUGCCCUUUGUCAAAUGAACAAAUGCAUUUAUCUUGUAAAUCAUGGUUUUCUGUGAUGUUAAACAUAUGACAUGUUUUUCCCCCACUUGUAAUCAUAUUAAAACAAUCACAUUUUUAUUUUGGCAAAGGCACUGUUCCUUUUGCUAGAAUUGCUUAAAAGCAUUACCAAUUAAUUUUUUUUUUGUUUUUCUAUUGAAAUAUAGGAGCAUCUACCAGUCUUAAUUUGUAGAUUGCUUGUGUAACUUUUUUUCACUUGACUACUUCAUCUCUGUGAUACACUCCCAUGAUGUAGAUAGAUAAUCAUUCUCUAAGAUAUAAGUGGUGUUUUAUUUGUAUUGGAAUUCCUUUUUUGUAAUUUUAUAAACUUUUUGUAGAUGACAGUUUUUGUACCUGUAAAAUGAGUAAGUUGUAACUAACUUUAGUACUGCACUUUAUAUGGUGUUUAAAGAUGAAUGCAAAGGCACAUUCAGGAAGUAACAGUUUCAUUAGUUAUGAUUUCAUCAUUAUUGAUUUUUCCGAUUUGAUGGUGUGUUAAACUUAGUUGUAGCACAAUAGAUGCUAUUGCAUGGGUCUGCUGAUUAUAAAACUUUUGUGUACUUUUGACUCCACACUUCAGGGUGCAAGAUAAUGUUUCUUGAAUAAGGGAUCACAGCUUAGAAUGACCAUACGUUUAGUUUUUCUUUGAUAAUUAAGUUCAUUUCUUUUAUUUUUACAAGAUGUUUUUUGGUAUCAAGGAAAAGUGUUGGAAAGGAUCUCUUCUUUUUUUUGUUUUAGCAAAAAGAAGAGGUUAAAGCCUGUAAUGAUUUGGGAAAUGUCCGGCUAUUAUAAUAAUUAUGUGAUUAAUUACUAACUUUGUUUGAGCAGUGUGAAAACAUAUCAUAAGUAAACCAAGUAUAUACAGGACAUGUACAUUGACUUGUAGAAGUCCAGUGUUUUUACUUUUUUUCACAAUUUUGUUGUUUCUAUUGAUAUAUAUUUUUUAAUAUGUUUAAUUAUAUACAAAUAAAUGGUAAUUUUAUGUGUAUUGAACAAAGAAACUAUGAAAAGGAUAUUAAAUGUUUACAAAAUUUAA
This is a messenger RNA of Penaeus chinensis, 7503 nucleotides long. Its product is annotated as testis-expressed protein 2-like. Gene Ontology annotation, cellular component: endoplasmic reticulum. The transcript has 11 exons. Bases 321 to 3542 code for a protein of 1073 amino acids. Gene Ontology annotation, molecular function: lipid binding. NCBI's taxonomy places the organism in Eukaryota, Metazoa, Arthropoda, Malacostraca, Decapoda, Penaeidae. The record is from RefSeq and is a predicted model, not a curated record.